AUGGCGGAUGCACUACUUGGUCCCGUUGUAGAAGUUCUAGUGGAGAAGGCAAUAAAUUUGGCUUCUGAACAAAUUGGCCGGUUUGUUGCAUUCAAGAAAGACUUGGAGAAACUGAGGGAUACGUUGACUCUGAUCCAGGCUCUCCUUCAUGAUGCAGAGGAAAGACAGGUGACUCAACAAUUCGUGAAGCGUUGGCUGGAGAAGCUUGAACGUGUGGCUUUCGAUGCUGGUAAUCUGUUGGAUGACAUCAACUAUGAGAUGAUCCGGCGCAAAGUUGAGAUUCAAAACCAAAUGAAGAGGAAGGUAUGCUUCUUCUUCUCACUCUCCAAUCCCAUUGCAUUUCGUUGCAAAAUGGCCAACAAAAUUCAGAAAAUCAGUAUGGAUUUGGAAAGAAUCAAUCAAGAAGCAUUGGGCUUUGGCCUCCAGCCACAGAUUGGAGCUAGAGAUGCGCCUCGUGUUCUUCUAAAGAAUAGGGAGACUGCCUCUGUUACUAUUGAUGUGAGUUUUGUUGGAAGAGAAAAUAAUGUCUCAGAAAUAGUAAAAAAGUUGGCUGCCCCAAAUAAUGAUGAAACUAUCUCCGUUCUCCCUAUAGUAGGGAUGGGCGGGAUCGGGAAGACUGCAUUGGCUCGAAAUGUUUUUAAUGAUCCAAAGAUUAAAGAACAUUUUGAGAAGAGCAUGUGGGUAUGCGUGUCGGAUGAUUUCAAUGCCAAUAGGCUUUUUAAGUUGAUGCUAGAAUCAUUGGAAGUACCAAUGACCGGAGUUGAGAGUAAGGAAGCCAAAGUCAAUCGGCUUAAGGGCUCAUUGGAUGGUAAAAGGUAUCUACUGGUCUUGGACGAUGUUUGGAAUAAGGAUUCCGGACUAUGGAAUGAGUUUCUUGGGUCUUUAAGGGGUACUAGCCAAGCCAUGGGGAGCUGGAUUCUUGUGACCACUCGUGAGCGACAAGUGGCAACCAUCACGAGAAUUUCUUCUCCUCAAGAUUGUUCCUUGAAAGAAUUAUCACCUGAUCAUUGUUGGCUCAUUCUCAAAGCAAAUGCAUUGGGUGCUAGGAAAGUGCCAAAUAGACAGCAAGAAGAUAUAGGGUUCAAGAUUGCAGAAAAAUGCCGAGGCUUACCAUUAGCUGCAAGCGUUCUCGGGGGCAUGCUGCGCAACAAGGAAAUAGAUGAAUGGCAGAAAUUAGAGAGUGGGCUUCAAAGAGGUGAAAAUAAUGGCAUUGAUGAAAUUUUGAAGUUGAGCUUUGAUCAUCUGCCAUAUCCAUCUCUUAAAAAGUGUCUUGCAUAUUGUUCAAUUUUUCCCAAGGAUUUUCAAAUGGGAAAGGAUCAACUGAUCCAACUUUGGGCGGCAGAAGGAUUUCUUUAUUCAAAUCCAAGAAACAAUAAUAUGUGUAUGGAGGAAGUUGGUAACAUGUAUUUUACCAUUUUGUUGGAUAGUAACUUGUUUCAAGAUGCAGAGGAGGAUGGUUCUAAAACUUUGAGGUUGACAGAGUCUGGAAGUGAUGACCAGGGGACGUUUCCCAUCCAGUAUCUUGCACUGGAGAGAAGUGGAGAAGAAAUGCCAUUUCCUCCCUCUGAAAGGUUCAAGUGUAUUACAACAUUAUUUUUGUUGGAAGACAGAUCACUUAAUGAUAGAGAGAUAUCAUUUUUUAUGUUGCGAGUUUUGAGUUUAAGGUCAUCAAGUGUCGAGGAGCUUCCUAAAUCAAUUGGGAAGCUAACUCAUUUGCGGUACCUUGAUUUAUCCAGACCUUCAAUCAAAAUAAUGCCAGACUCUCUUUGUCGACUUUAUCAUUUGCAGACAUUAAGAGUUGAAGGUUGCGAAUCAUUGACAAAGUUUCCAGAAAAUUUCACGAAUUUCCAAUUUGAGGCACUUUGA
Coffea eugenioides is the source of this 1866-nucleotide messenger RNA. RefSeq names its product putative disease resistance protein RGA3. The transcript has 2 exons. The record is from RefSeq and is a predicted model, not a curated record. Gene Ontology annotation, biological process: defense response to other organism. Lineage: Eukaryota; Viridiplantae; Streptophyta; Magnoliopsida; Gentianales; Rubiaceae. Gene Ontology annotation, molecular function: ADP binding. Bases 1 to 1866 code for a protein of 621 amino acids.